CCCAAACGUUCUCGUCGUCUCCGUCGUGCGUCUCCCCGUUAUUUAUUUUUUUCCCACUUCACCCAAAGGGGGAAAAAACAAUCCACCAAUACUUUCGAUUUAAACAAAAAACAAAAAUUGAAAUCCAGUGACUACCAGUUAAGCUGUGACACUCGGGUUAACUCGAUUAUUGCUGUUGCGAAUUCAUUUAAUUUUCGCAUUCGUGAAUUUGUUGUGGAUUUGAUAGUGAGAUGAUUUCAAAAGUGUAAUGGCGGGAAUGUGUGGAGGGAUUAAUCGUCGUUUUGUCAUUUGUGUGCAGAGGAAUACUUUGAAACGUCGUCGGACCCGAUUUCGCAUUUAAUUUUUCUCCCCUCUCCUUUUUAAUAAUUUUUAUUGUCUAUUCGCGUAAUUAAUCACUCCGGGGCGUUUUCGAGCUCUGAUACUAGACUGCUGUGGUUUCAGUGAUUUUACUGUGGGACAAACGCCAUUUUUUUUUUAUCGAUUUGCGGUGAUCUGUGCAUUUUGUGGACUAUUUAUUGUUUAUUGGCUGAUUGGGUGUGUGGGCUGAGGGUUUAAUGGCACCUGAUUUUGACAAGAAGAGAGAGGCAAGGAGGCUUGGACACUUGGGACACAUCGGUGCCGAUGUCGACAAGGGGAUGCUCUUGAUGAGAUGCCCCAUUAAUCCAUUGACGGAUUACUAUCGUCAUGGUAAUACAGGUGGUGGUAGUGCAGCAAAUUCAGCUCAAAGAGCGUCUUUAGCAGCGAAUACACGUCAAACAACGCCAAGAAGAUUUACCCAGGCAAGAUCGAGCCAACAAUCCCAACAAUCGGUGAUACAACAGCAGUCGAGUAUAUCACAAACGAGUCAACGACAGCACACAUCACCAGCUCGUAUACCACUGGCAUCAAUAGCUGGUGUUACGGUUAGAAACACUGACGAACACGGACCAAAUUCAACUCAGGAAGUUUGCGACAAUUCUAAUGACUCUGGUCUCGGAUUCGAGGAUAGGCAGCAGCACAUCACAAAUCCCUCGGCUUGGAACAACGGUACGGCUGGUGAGGAGGACACAAAGAGACGUAAAAUGGAUAUUAAACUCGAGUCUGAGGACGCCAAUUUUGCAUUUCCCGAGAGAACAGGUGAAAAUCAUGGAAAAAUCACAAGAAACAACAAUACCAAUGGCAUUGUUGCACCUGUAAGCGCUACAAGAACGAGUAAUGGUAUUGGACGUGUUGGAGGUGUCAUGAGGGCACGUUCAACAAUUGGAUCCUACGGGAAGCGGCCACCACCGGCCCAUCAAGGUCCCGUCACCCUUAACUCUCAACUCUGUAGUGUAUCGAGAGAUGGAAAGGUACAGCUGCAGAUAAUCUGCCAGCCUGAGCAGCAGCACAGAGCGCGUUACCAAACGGAGGGUUCACGGGGUGCUGUAAAAGAUAGAACGGGUAAUGGUUUUCCAAUAGUUCGUCUAGUUGGUUACGACAAACCAGCCACCCUCCAGGUAUUCAUUGGCACAGAUCUGGGACGUGUUGCACCCCACAUGUUCUAUCAAGCCUGUCGAGUCAGUGGAAAAAACUCCACCCCCUGUGUUGAACGUAAAAUCGAUGGAACAAUUGUUAUCGAAGUGGAUAUGGAUCCUGCCAAGGACAUGCUAGUGACUUGCGAUUGCGUGGGAAUAUUGAAGGAGCGAAAUGUCGAUGUGGAGCACAGAUUUCCCCAGGAGGCGGGUAUGCUUCAGGGUAGAAGUAAAAAAAAAUCGACAAAAUGUCGAAUGGUAUUUCGUACAACGAUAACCCACACCGAUGGAACUACCGAGACACUUCAAGUAUGUUCACAGCCAAUUGUUUGCACUCAACCCCCUGGUAUUCCCGAGAUAUCGAAAAAAUCCCUGACUGCCUGCCCGUGUACAGGAGGCCUCGAGCUCUUUAUCCUGGGAAAGAACUUCCUGAAAGACACUCGAAUGGUCUUCCAGCUGGAUAACGAGGAUAUCACGUCCUCCCUGGAGCCUCACUGGGAAUGCUCAGUCACACCAGACAAGGAAUUCCUCCAGCAAACUCAUUUGAUCUGCGUGGUACCCCCAUACAGACGACAAGAUCUCAACCCAUCCGAAAGAGUAUGCGUCAAAUUGUACGCAGUCUCUUCAGGAAAGACCAGCGAGCCCCACACCUUCUUCUACACCUCAAUCACCUCACCCCCCGAGCCGACGAUCGGUAAGAUCGAGGCAUCCUCAACGAGCCUGGUCACCUCCCCUGAUUCAACAUCUCCGUCAGUGCCAAUAUCCCCGAUAGCCCCCAGCACAGCAAUAUCACCAGUCGCUGGAAUUCCCACGACUUUUCUCUCACCACAGAUAAAUAAUCAACAGCAGUCGCCCCUUCAGCAGUCCCAGGACGUCCUCAAGAAUGAUCCCAGCCCCCCGCGUUCGUCAACACCAGUCACUCCCAUCAUGAUGUGGGCAGCCCAAGCCAACAACUCCAACGAUGUGAUGAUGCCUCCUCCCAAUCUCGUAUCCAAUCCUCUCCUAUCUAGAAGAUCCUCCUCAAACCACCAGCUAAUCCUUCCCGACAAUUUGAAAUCAGAAAUUCUGGACGAUACAUCGGAGAGCAGUAUGCUAUCUGAUAACAGUCUCCAGGGAAACAAUACACCACCUUCAAAUGGCACCAGCACGAGUCCCCUCCACGCCCUAGUCUCAGAGAAUUCGAGAGAAGCUUCCCAACCUGGUCUGAUGCACUCAGCCCAAGAGGUGGGUCUCCUGGGUGUUGACCUGAUUCAUCAUCAGCAUCCACUGGCCCUAGCUGGACAAUCCUUCCCGAUCCACGAGGCAACCCAGGUGAAGGUCCUCAGUCCUCACCACAUAAACAAAGAGGCAUCACCCAUUCACCCCCAGGAGACGACCGCCCAAGGGACAAGCGUCGUUGACCUCAGAAUGAAGCAACACGAGUACGACACCUUGAAUACAUUCACAUCAACACCAGCUGACCAGGCCCUGCCCAAUCAAUCCAGCCAAUCAAUCGCUAAGUAUCUGAAUCAAAUCGAGAUAUCAGUGCCACAGAGCAAAGAGCCCGAGGCAACUGAGCAAGAGCUGGGAACAAUGACUCAACUGUGCACCGAGCCAACAUUCGAGACGAUGCAGCAACGUGCAACAAUAAUAGCCAACGCACGACAGCAAUCAGAAGCUGCAACAAUUUUAGCUAAUCAAACGGCAAAGCUGGAUGAACUUGUCAACUCUGUUGUGGAUUCACAUCAAACACCAAUGCAAACAACUCCAAGUCCUCCAACGAGUUUAAUACCAGAGGUCGAUACCACACGAACAAGUCCACCAAUUCCUGUGAAGACUAUGUUGCUUGGUGCACUGAUGCCAACACCAAUGGUGACCUCGUCAGUUGCACCAGUGACACCUACCCCUGAGCCCAGCCCCGAAGAGACACUUCUCACCACGAUAAACGCCCUUCAUCCAGCAAUGGAGACACCAAUCGUGACAGCAGCUGGAAUAUCAAAUGCCACCGUAUCGAUAGCCUCUCACAAUCCCCUCCAGGUGACCAGUGAGCCUCUCCCUCAGAUUCAAACCCUGACACCUCAAGAAGUUGUCGUUCAACAGCAAGUGGAGCAGGUGUUUGCCGAGGCGCAGAAACAGGUCGAGGAAGUUGUCGCUCAGGUGCAACAGCAAGCAGCGAAUACAGUACACGAGGCGCAGAAUCAGGUGGUAAGACAAGUGGUGGAGUGCACACAAGUUGUGAGAGAAGCAAUGAAGCAGGUGCACGCUGCUAGACACGUACAGGCUGUUCCUCAUGUUGAGGAGGUUGUGAAACAGGCGACAGCAUCAGUGGUCAAGAGAGCGGUUAAGGAGACAACUGAGGGGGUCGUUAAACAGGUGCAGGUCGUUCAGAAGGCGAUUGGACAUGCACAGGCUGCUCAGGUGAUGAAACAGGCUGUGCAGAAUGAUAUUGGCUCCAUGCUGAAUCAACCAGCUGGAUUUGUUGCUGAGGCUAGCUCUGCGUUGGCCAGUGGAGCUGCCCAGGAGCCCAAUCAACAGAGACUGACUAAUGCUGCUGAGCAGGCGAUCAGUAAUGUCAUUACUAACGCCACACAGGAUAUCAUGAAUAAUCGACCAAUAACAACGACAACUGCCCACGCUAUUAUUGCCACCAAGAAUAUCAUGAACUCUGUUGCAACCCAGAGUGCACAGCUGAUGAACAGCGCAAUGGAGGGCAUUCUACCUCAGUCACCCUCAAAUGCAACUGGAGGAAUUGUGGAGCAAGUCGCAAGAAAAUCACCCGAGGCCAUACCAGUACCUCCAACAAUGCAAAAUGGCGAGACCCCGAUGCAGGUCCAGGUGACAACCACCAAUGGACAAGUACCUGGAGUCGUUAAAAAACCUGAGGACGCUGGGGGAAUGCUCCCCCAGGAACUCACGUCAAUGUCUGAGCAUGAUCUCCUCAGCUACAUUAAUCCCAGUUGCUUCGAUCAGGGAACAUUUCUCAUGUAGAUAAAGUGUAAUUAUAAUUUUUUGAAUGAAACUCGAUGUGUGUUUUGGAUAUCUACGGGGAAAUCAACUACGAGCUCGAGUUAAUCUCCUUCAAUUGAAUCGAAAUUUAUUUGAUUACUGAUUGUAUUAAUUCUACGGUGACGAGGGAAAAUCGAAAAUUUUUAUUGGGAGGGAUUAUUCGUUAAUGUCGCCCGCUUCGUAAUUUAAAAUCAUGGAUAUAUUCUACUGUUAAGUCAAGACGGGCGCGAGUUACUGAAAAUAGCGCGACAAAUUCUUAUCAUCAUUUUUUUUUAUUAAGUGAGCUAUGAUAAUUUAGUGGUUGAUCGGAUUUAAUCGACUUGUCAGGUGCCUUUGGUGGAUAAAUGUUCCUCACAACUGAUUUAUCAGGAUUUGAGUCAAUUUUAGUUCAGAGCGGAUGCGAAAUUUUAGUGAGAAUAUUUUCUGGGGAGAAUUCACAACUGGAGUACAAUCUUCUGAUUGAUGUUGAGUUUUAAAUGAAGUGUUAAAUUUUUGUUGAUAAAUUCUAGAGGAACAGGCAGUUACUGUGUCAUAACGACGAGAAAUAAUAAUUGUGAGUGGUUAAUUAUAACGCUAACAAGUACCUUAAGAUUGUAUGAAUUAUUGGUAUAAUUAUUGACUUGAUUUCAUUACUAAAAUAUUGAAUGAAUCAUUAUUACGUGUUUGACAUUGUUUUUACGAUGAAUUUUGUGAUUGAGUGGAAUAGGAAGAUGAGAUAACUGAAUAUCAUCAAGAAUAAUUCUCUCCCGUCAUUUCGAAUUAAUCAAUACCUCCGGAAUUAAACAAUUAUCGCGAUAAUAUCCAUUAAUUUUCACUCGUAAUCCCUCUUCUCUGAACUACCCAGUCAUCUUGUUAUUCUACUUAACUCCUGAAUUAUGUUUUUUUUUCUUAUUUGUUUAUUAUUAUUUUUAAUUUGUUGUUGAAUAAUACUGAUUAUAAAGAAAUAUCAUUGUGAUUUUAUGUUGAUGUUUUUUCAACGCCUAGUAAUGAUGAAGUGAAAAACGAUAAGUGCAACACAGAGAUUAUAUUAUAUGUCGAUACGAGUUGAGUGAUACGAAUCCAUUGGAAUAUCCGCGUAUAUAUUUUUUUUACGUUUUACCCAAAGAGAGGAGUGAAAUUCUUACAUUGAUGUAAUGAAAUUGAUCGGUUAGAAAUUUUCCGGAUUGCACUCGUGAGAAAAAUUAUCCAGAAAUUAAUUUUUCAUUGAAAAUUUUCUGCACGAGUGCUGCUCGAGUGCAGGUGCACCCGAUGAAUUCAGAAUUAAAUGCUAUAUUUCUAGAACUAUUUUUUGUAUCUGUUAUGAACGUCUAAUAAUCUUUGUACGCAGUAUAAGAAAAUGAUGAGUCAAAGUUGAAGAGCAUAAUCAAAUUUUCAUUGUAUACCGUUAAGUAAAUCGUCGUCGAGUGGAAUGAGGAGGUGAUAUAAAAGUCCUGACAAUUUUAUAUUUCUAAUUAUAAAUAAUUAUAAAAAAAUGACCGAAAGUGGAGCUUCCAUUCAUUUUUUUCUUAUCAACUGACGGAGAUAUUUAUUGAAUAAUCACCUCAUUCCACUGGACGAUGGUGAUAAUUUUGUGUAUAGAUAUCCGUGCCUGCAAAAUUUAUUAAAAAAACCGCCUAAAGUUAUCGUUCGUAAAUAUCCAAGAUGGUUUACAACGUUAUUGAAAAUUGAUGUUUGUGUAGCACUCGGUGCACAUCAUUGGGUAACUCGGAAAUUAAAGAAUACCAUUGUUUUUUCGUUAUUAUCGAGCAGUUGGAGUAAAUGAAGAGCAUGUAUCACGAAUUUAUUCGUAAUUACUUGAAUAAAUGUUUCACAGCAAAAGA
This is a messenger RNA of Fopius arisanus, 6295 nucleotides long. RefSeq names its product NFAT nuclear factor (gene NFAT). NCBI's taxonomy places the organism in Eukaryota, Metazoa, Arthropoda, Insecta, Hymenoptera, Braconidae. Gene Ontology annotation, cellular component: transcription regulator complex. The transcript has 5 exons. The record is from RefSeq and is a predicted model, not a curated record. The coding region runs from base 555 to 4457 and encodes 1300 amino acids. Gene Ontology annotation, biological process: regulation of transcription by RNA polymerase II. Gene Ontology annotation, molecular function: transcription factor binding; RNA polymerase II cis-regulatory region sequence-specific DNA binding; DNA-binding transcription factor activity, RNA polymerase II-specific.